This is a messenger RNA of Engraulis encrasicolus (European anchovy), 593 nucleotides long. Its product is annotated as ladderlectin-like. The coding region runs from base 1 to 489 and encodes 162 amino acids. The transcript is spliced from 5 exons. Gene Ontology annotation, molecular function: signaling receptor activity. The record is from RefSeq and is a predicted model, not a curated record. Lineage: Eukaryota; Metazoa; Chordata; Actinopteri; Clupeiformes; Engraulidae.
AUGAUCAGCAAAAUCAGCUUCAUUCUCCUCUCUGCUCUCCUCAUUGGCUGUGGAGCAGCACCGUUUCAAGGAUUAGCAAGGAGCGCUUUGCAGUCUUGCCCGUGGGGAUGGCUUCGGUAUGACAAUCGUUGCUUUAAGUUCGUCUCCACAAAAAGAACUUGGGCAGAGUCUGAGCGCUACUGUGUGAUGAUGGGAGGGAACCUGGCUUCGGUACACAACAUGGAUGAGUACUACUUCGUCCAGGACCUUGUCCGCACGCACACUCAUGAUACCCCACACACCUGGAUCGGAGGAUGCGAUGCUGCUCAGGAGGGUCUGUGGCUGUGGAGCGAUGGCUCCAGAUUUGAUUACACUCACUGGAGCACUGGACAGCCUGAUAAUGCUGGUGGAGCUGAGCACUGUCUGGAAAUAAAUUAUGGAGGUUCACUGCGCUGGAAUGAUGGCCCAUGUAAAGUGGUCCUCCCAUCUGUAUGUUCCAUGGCUCUGUGAGUUUGAAGGGGAGCUACCAAGAAAAAUAAGACAUAAGGCCAGAGGUCAAGUCCUGACUGAAGAAAGUGAAAAUGCACUUGCCACAUUUUUUAUAGUAGUUUUUU